Bicyclus anynana (squinting bush brown) is the source of this 1091-nucleotide messenger RNA. RefSeq lists its product as uncharacterized. Lineage: Eukaryota; Metazoa; Arthropoda; Insecta; Lepidoptera; Nymphalidae. The coding region runs from base 1 to 825 and encodes 274 amino acids. Gene Ontology annotation, molecular function: N-acetyltransferase activity. The record is from RefSeq and is a predicted model, not a curated record. The transcript is spliced from 5 exons.
AUGGCCAAAAGCGCGGAACAAGAAGUGGAAAAGAUGAAACAGUUGGAAGAAAGGAUAAAAGCGCCUUCAAUAUGGGGUCGAGUCCCUUGCGGUGUAAGGUUCGAGGAUUUACAAGACAGGAGAUAUGAGGACGCUGUGCGACUUCUGAAGAAACAUUAUUUACCUGAAGAGAUUACGUACCGAUCAGUCAAGAUAGCCGACAAUACAGAGGGUGUCGACGAAUUCACCCACAAUGUGAGGAUAUGGAUGAAAGACAAAAUGUCGAUAGCAGCUGUUAAAGAAGACACAGAAAAGUUGGUUGGUGUACUCAUCAUGAGGAUUCAGGAGAAAAGUGCUUUCUCCAGAACGUUCAGCCGGGUGAAGAUCACCUACAAUCCGCAAUACACCACUGUGAACACUUUUUAUAGAGCCAUCGAGAAGCCAGUGGAUCUCUUUGAGAAGCUUGGUGUGAAACGUUACUUCAAAAUUUAUCUACUCGCCUUGAAGACCAGGUAUCGUCAUAGGGGAUUAGCGAAAGAAAUGCUAAAAGCAGCGAUAUCGCUUAGCAUAAACGCGAAUGUGCCGGCCAUAUCUGGCAUAUUUACCACUGCUCGAGGACAACAAGUCGCUGAUGAACUUGGCUUUGAGAAGUUCCAUGAACUUCAUUAUGUUAGAUACGUUAUUGAUGAGGAGAUCGUGUUUUGGGACACUGGUCUUGGCAACUAUGGUGCUGCGCUCAUGGCGUACCGGAUCCCAUCUGUGGAGGAGCCAGAGGAAGUCCAGACCCAAGCGUCUUCCCGCUUCAACAUACAGCCGCCCAUCGAUGAUGAGGAGGAUGAAGAAUAAAAUUAUUGUAUAGAUUGUUAUUACUGUUCAAUGGCUGCUAGAAAUUUAAUAAUAAAUUGUUUUUGAGAUGGAAUAUUUUUUUCGAGUGUCGCUGGUCGCUGGAGUGUCGCUGAAUUUUUGAAAUUUUUGAAAAUUUGUGAACAUGAUUCAUGAUUUAGCAUUUAAAUAAUUAGUUUUCUUUCCUUUAUCUGACACUACAAUAAACCCGCGACUUUUUCCGCGUCAAUAAUCCCAACACAUAAUUAUUAUAUUACUAACUUCCCAAC